This is a messenger RNA of Aspergillus calidoustus, 360 nucleotides long. The record is from the annotation of a GenBank genome assembly. NCBI's taxonomy places the organism in Eukaryota, Fungi, Ascomycota, Eurotiomycetes, Eurotiales, Aspergillaceae.
AUGCUCGCCAAAUCCACCCUCACCGGUGCCGGCGCCACCCUCCUCCUCCUUCUCCUCUCCUCCCUCCCCUCCGCCCACGCCGGCCGAGCCAGCCUGACCCUCUACGCGGGCAACAGCUGCUCCGACACCGAAGUCACCGAGCUCCAGCCCACGCUGUCCGGCGACGGCGGCUGCGGCAGCCCAAUUACCGUGACGAGGUUCCAGAGCGCGCGGCUGAACUGGUCGUCAGGUCUGUCGGCCGUCGCGCUCUGCGCGCAGGGGUACUCUUGUGAGGAUGGCUCGUUGAAUCUCAUUCCGUACACGGGCGAGUGUGUGAAGAGUUAUGGGACGUUUGAUAAGGUGAAGCUUUGUAUUAGCUGA